Messenger RNA from Lodderomyces theae, 2409 nucleotides. RefSeq lists its product as uncharacterized. Lineage: Eukaryota; Fungi; Ascomycota; Pichiomycetes; Serinales; Debaryomycetaceae. The record is from RefSeq and is a predicted model, not a curated record. The transcript has a single exon. Gene Ontology annotation, molecular function: nucleic acid binding. The coding region runs from base 1 to 2409 and encodes 802 amino acids.
AUGACCGCUACAAAGAAAGUGGAUUCUCCUUCAUAUUACAAGACUUCUCACUCCAAUGGGCAUGUGCAACCGAGCCAUGCAAUAUCCAAACCGGCCGCACAAACGUAUCGCCAACAGGAGCAAAAUGGGUAUUUUAAAAGGCUGAGUUUCCCUUUAAAAACAGGAAACACAACCAAAAGUCGCCAUCACGGGUACUCAUCAAACCCACUGGAGGAAGACGAGGAUGAUAGCAGCACCAGUUCCCAACAACAGUCACAAUCACAAUCACAAUCACAAUCAAAACCACGACAAGAUUUGAUUGAUUGCAUUAAUGAACAUUUAUUCGGCAAAUCCUCAUCUGAUAAUACCGGGGUUUGCAAUUUUCCUGUAGGAUUGAAAAUCAAAUUCAAAAACACAAGGGCUAAAGCUGAAGUUGAGCGCUUGGUUGCGCAAUUUUCAAAGCUAUCAAUUACUGAAGGGGAAAGUGAUUCAAUGUACCCACACAAGCACUUUGUAAUCAAUUUCAAGUCAAAACCACAGGUUGAAGACUUGAUGUAUAAACUUUAUGACAAAAAGAUUGAGUUUGAGUUGGAUUAUUCAAAGUUUGUUUCCCAUCCAGGGGUACUUUUCAUCAAAAACUUGUCAUGCGACUUGGUUUCUGGAGAUAAUGACUCCUUGUCUGAUGUGUCGGUCGACACAAAUUCAGAUGACGGCUCAAAAAGGUUCCAAAAAUUGCAUCAGUUUUUGAGCGAUAAUUGCCACUUCAAAUCAUUGCAAGACAUCAGAUUGUUCCAUAACGACUCUCAAUCACACAGCUCCAACGAUUCUAGAAACGGAUCACCACAUUCCACUUCAAGUCCAACCGCUUUCGCAAUUGUCAAGUUUGCAAAUUACUUGGAUGUCGAUAUCUUGGUUGACAAACUCAGCAAGCACACACCAAAUAUCUUCAACGACAAUCCAAAUGUGCCCUUAUUUGUCAAUAGAUACAUCAAUAAGCGGGAACGGUUGUCAUUUGCUUCUGCAUCAGGUGUGCCACAUAACUUUAUCUCCCGUCGCAGUAGCAGCACAUCAAUCACUGAUGCGUCAAUGUCAACAUCGUCGUCAACUUCAGGAUCAACCACUUCACUGUCUUCAAGGCAUCAUCACUCUGGCUCAGCGUCAUCAAGAAACUCCAAUGACAACUUUAGUUUAAUCGUAUUGGAAAAUUUGAUCAACUUCUUCCCUCCUGAAUUCACCAAGGACAAAUGCGAUCAGUUUUUGAAUAAGCUUAAAAUGUUUGGCAAUCCAAUUGAGUCGAUUUAUAUUCCCAUCAUUGACAAUGGCGAAGACUUGAACACCUUGCACCCUCUUGACUUUGGAUACAUCAGGUUUAAAACGAAUGCAAACUCUAUGGAGAACACUUUUCGCAUGUUGUAUUAUAUGAAUGAUUUGCUGUGGGAUGAAGUCAUGGCUUUGGAUAUGAAGAACUUGGCACCAUUGAUGGAGGACGAUAGUCACGAUGGUACUUCUAGCGUUGGUAAAUCUUCGAAGGGGAAUGAUAACGACGUCGACAAGAAUGACGCUAGAGGAAAAGACUCAACCGUGACGGCCAUUAACAGAAACUUGUUUGUCACAAUUGCCCAGCACAAACACAACAAUUACUUGUUUUCACAAGCAAGUCAAUGUUAUCUAUCCUUCAAUCCUAGUUUGUUGAAUAAGAAUCAGCUGCCCCUCGUAAUAAACUACCCUAAUCCGGUAUAUACCAUCAAUUCCUUCAUCAGAAAUGUCAACUACCAGGAAACAAAUUUGUAUGUCAAUAAUUUCUCGGCUGUAUUCAACAACGAUGAUGCAACUUGGGAAUCAUUUUGGAAGCAGUUCGGCUUGAUCAAGUCAGCCAAAAUCAUCAAACCACACUUUUACCAAGAUGGAAAUGCUAUUGAAGGUGAGGAGCAAAAAGCUGGCCGUAUUGGGUUUGUAUUUUAUGAGACGUUUAAGAUGGCAAUCAGGGCAAUUUUGAUGACAAACAAUAAGCUUGUGCAUGUGGACGGGUUCAACCCCAUGGUUAUUCAGUCUUCAUUUGCAAUUCAAAAGUCAAACUCCAACUACAAAGCGUACCAUUUGCCACCAGCACCACCAAUGGGUACACCGACUAUGCCGUUGCCUCUUGAUGUCCCCUUUAAUGGAAAUAAAUCGUUGGGAUGUGCUGCUGCUGCUGCUGCUGCUCAUGCUGGCCCCGGAGGCGGUAUGCAGUACUACACGUAUCAACCAAUAAUGCCUUACUGCUAUGCAUAUCAUCCAAAUCCAUACCUCUAUGGAGCCCAAGGUAUGCUCAAUGCUGCUGGUGUCACGCCUAAUUUUGAACCGUCAAUUUUGUCAGCUGAUGGGAGGGUGCACGUUGGAGCUGGUCAGUCCAACGGGAACAAGUCAACUACAAGUCACGGGGAUGAUUAG